Molecule: messenger RNA, 1177 nt
Organism: Fomitopsis serialis
Lineage: Eukaryota; Fungi; Basidiomycota; Agaricomycetes; Polyporales; Fomitopsidaceae
Exons: 3
Coding region: 152-1081 (309 amino acids)
Source: RefSeq, a predicted model, not a curated record
CGCAGCCCAUGAUCAUCAUCUCGCGCAGGUGGCGAGAAUCCGCCACUCGCAACUUCCUCCAAUAAACACUGCAUUCGCCGCGCAAUCGGCUCAAUCUGCGCCCGUUCACCAGGGUCGCCGACAGUCCGCAACAGCCCAUCCCAAUACUGCCAUGUACCCACCUUACGCCCAGCCCUCGAUCUCAGGCCGCCGAGGUGCUAGCGGGCCGACAACUCCCUCCAUGGUGCACGAUCAGCGCGAGCUGCAGCGUCUGCAAAACGAAUAUGCCUAUCCAUCAAGUUCUUCACGUCCCAACACUGCGCCGACGGUGGACAUGCAGAAGAGAGUACCUGUCGUUGACCUCACGGGCGAACCGGAUGAGGAUGAGGAUCCACGGGUAGCGAAAAAGCCACGACUUGCUUCGGAACCUGUUUCGAGCGCGGCCGAGGCUAUGAGGGUCGCGGGUCCGUCCACCCCGCAACCGCAGAGGAUGACCACGAACGCUCAGUCGUUCAAUGGACAAGUGCCACUGGCGGCGAAUGGAAGAGGGUACCCAUCCUCUGUGCCUCCUACAUGGGCGAUGCCGCAUGGAAACAUGCCUACGUCAGCAAAUGAGGACGUCCAGAUGCGCUCCUCCGUGCAACAGAUUUCACAACAAGUACUCACGGAGGUUGUCCAAUCUGCACCACCGACGAAUGUUCAGCCUACCGAGGCGGCGCAGACGCUUGGACAAUCCGAACCAGUGCCGUCAAUCUCAGUCGCUAUGGCAAGCAUGAGUGUGGACGUAGAGCAUUCAGCACAGGCGACCCUUAACCCGAGUGCGGAGGUUGUCCAGCAGUGCAUCGAUGAAAACUUCGUGGAAGAGGAGAACGAGGACGAAGGGGAGGGUGGACAAGAGCGUAAGGAGGGCAGCGGGAAGCGUUGGUGUCGGAUGUGCCAGCUGCGCUAUAAUAAGGGCCUUUCUGACAAAGCCCCGGAGGCAUUCCUCGUGGACGCUACCAUGGAAGACCUCGCACGGCAUUGCCAGGAGGAGCACCCGAAGGGAUGGGUGUUCCUCCUGCAGAGAUGUAUGGAAGAUCAAGAGUCUGAUGAGGACGAAUGAGUCUUGCCUUGCACGUUUCUAUCAAGGACUAUUGGUUGCAUCGUUUUUCAGGAGGUGGAGUGAAUUCUUGUCUUAUGUGAAUCCUUGGAUCUUAAU